Molecule: messenger RNA, 789 nt
Organism: Closterium sp. NIES-65
Lineage: Eukaryota; Viridiplantae; Streptophyta; Zygnematophyceae; Desmidiales; Closteriaceae
Source: the annotation of a GenBank genome assembly
AUGGACGAGAGCGCUGUGCAGACCUGGCUGUCCAAGGAGGUGCUGCCCCAUCUGAACCCCCAGCGCGGCCAGAACGCAAGGCGGGCGAUGCUUGUGUUGGACUCCUACCGCGGUCACAUCACCCAAACCAUGCUUCAGUCGUACCGCACGCACAGCAUCACCCCUGCAGUCAUCCCAGCGGGUUGUACGAGCCUGAUUCAACCCCUGGACGUCUCCAUCAACCGGUGCUUCAAGGCUGCUGUGCGAGCGCGCUACGCUAGGUGUUUCAUGCAUGAAGGGGUUCACUUGAAGACGAAGAAGGGGAACCUACGGAGGCCUCCGCACCCCGUGGUGCUGCAGUGGAUCGCGGAGGCUUGGGAUCAAGUCCCCAAGCAGAUCAUCAUCGACGCGUUCCGCCACUGUGGGAUCUCAAGCAAGCUGGACGGAACGGAGAACCACCUGCUGAUGUCUCACCUGCGUGCCAGGAGCACCACCGAUGUCUCCGCGGACAUGUCCCUCGGGGGGACCACAGGCGACAACACGCGCCUGCUCGGUCGGGCUCCAGAGGAGGAGGAGGAGGAGGAGGAGGAGGAGGAGGAGGCGAUGCAGGCGGAGGGCGUGCGGGAGGUGGCCGUGGCAACCGGCCUGGGGGUGCUGUACCAGGAGACCCCCAACUACCGCGGAGCGGCGGCCGAGACUGACUGCAUGAUCGAGCCUAGGGAGACGGCUAGGCAUGCCUGGCGAGUGCCAGACCUGGGUGUAGAGCCUGUUGUUAGUGCAGGUGAGGAGGCGGUUACUGAGGGUGGUUAG